AUGUCUUUGUCUUUUGAGGGACUCAAACCCGAGGAGUUUCAGAUUCUCGAGCAGGAAAAAAUCAUUGGCGCUUCCAUUAACGGGAAGAGAAAGGUUUCUACCGGGCUUUUGAGUCCAGAGAACAGCGAUGGAAGCACUACAUCUUCAUUAAGUUCCGGAUCCACAACUUCAAUCCGAGUCCUUCACAAAGGUGCAGCAAGCGUUGGAAGUUUCGACCUUCCGGAGAGCCUCGAGUGUCUAGCUCUUGUCGAAUAUCUUGGAUAUACGAGACCCAAAGUCGCGGAGAUUUUCACAAGAUGGUCUGCUCGUCCAGAUCCAGACUCUAAUCCAUAUGACCUUAAGAAUCACGCCCUUGUCGAACUUAUUAAUCUCGAGAGAGAGCCUCUCAGAGAUUUCCUUGAUCGACCAGCAGAGGCAAUGAGACGUCUUGGGAUUUCAGAAGAAAUGGUGAACUGCAUGACGGCUCCAGAGCAUAAAGCUAUGUUCGAGACCGGGACACUUGCUGCUUGGUUGGACAUUGCCAUGCGCUCUAGAUAUGGAACCGCGAUGCGAUAUCUCGAUAUCUUGAAGUCUCAAGCCAUCCGAACCAUCCGCACUAAGAAGGGGAAGAAGAGAGGAAAGAUUGACAGUGUUUUCCAGCCUGGUGGUUCCACUACUACCACAAAUGUCGCUUUAGCCACGAGUUCUGCUUCCAUGAGCUUGGAGUCCAAGUUUGCUGGCGAAAUGUUCCCGCGUGAGCAUGUAACAAUUGUUCAAACUCCCCCGCAGGACCGCCCAGGAUUCGUCACUUUGUACAAAGGAAAGAGCACAGGAUUCGACUAUCAGAAGCCAACGACGCUCAUCGAGGAAAACGGAAAUCUCAACAUGCAAUUCUUAGCAACAUACACUGGUGGUGAAUUCAACGGGCAGAAUUUAGCAUGGUAUUGGACGCGGGAGAAGGAGACUGCGGAGUGUUACCGCCAAUGGGCAGCAACGUACGAUGUCCACGGCGAGACAUGGAUCAUGCAGAUACAAGUUCCGGAAACAUUCUUGCAGAGCGUCAAGAUCGAGAGAUUGUGGUAUGGAUAUGACUGGAAGUAG
This is a messenger RNA of Botrytis sinoallii, 1080 nucleotides long. RefSeq lists its product as uncharacterized. The transcript has 3 exons. The record is from RefSeq and is a predicted model, not a curated record. NCBI's taxonomy places the organism in Eukaryota, Fungi, Ascomycota, Leotiomycetes, Helotiales, Sclerotiniaceae. The coding region runs from base 1 to 1080 and encodes 359 amino acids.